AUAACUUAAAUAAGGUUCCUAUUCCUUUAACUAAUAACGACUUGAUUUUAUUAAAUGAACUAUUUGAAUAAAUAUAAUAACAAUAUAAUCUCCCUAUAAAAUAAGCCUAGAAUAUUUAAAUAUAUGAUCCUGUAGUAAAUAAAUAUUUAGAAAUAACUUAAAUUCGCUCCAUUAAUUUAUAGAAUUUCAAAGAAGUUAAUGUACUAUAUUUUAGUAUAGGCAAUACUAAUUAAGAAUAAUAAAGACCAAGAGAAAAAAGAGUUAAGGAAAGAUAAAUUUAAUAUGUAAAAGAAAAAGUUGAUGAAUGGAGAAAAUUAUAUUAAAAUGGUUAUACUAACCAAAAAGGGGAAAAUCUUAAACUUAAUUUAGAUCUUGCCGCUAGUAUGGUUGGUCUUUCAAGGAAAACUUUAGAUGAUUAUUUUUCGUAAAUUAAAAAAGCAGAAAAACUCGGUUUUGACUUCCAAUUACAUAAAGAAGAAAAGAUGGGAAUGUUAAGAAAAUAUGUUAAAUAAUUCAAUUAUAAUAUCAAAAGUAGUUCAAAUAAUACUUAGGAUGUCUAAGAAAAAUUCUAAAUUAAAGAAGAAGCCGAUGAAGAAGAGGAAGAUGAACAAGAAUCUUUCUAAAAUUAUUUAGUAAAGGAAGAAGAUUACUUAGUUAAAGAUGAUUAUUAAUAAAAUGGAUUUUAAUUUGAUUGA
Ichthyophthirius multifiliis is the source of this 695-nucleotide messenger RNA. RefSeq lists its product as hypothetical. The transcript has a single exon. The record is from RefSeq and is a predicted model, not a curated record. The annotation marks the transcript as partial. Lineage: Eukaryota; Ciliophora; Oligohymenophorea; Hymenostomatida.